AUGGAAGGAAAUAGUGAUAAAGACGACUCUGUUGAAUUAAAAAGGGAACAAGAAGAACAAGAUGAUCAAUCAGAAAACGAGCAAGGAAAUGAUAAUAAUAGUGUCAGCAGUAAUAGCAAAAAGAAAGCUUAUGAUAAAACAAUUGAAGAUAUUAAAAAAGAAAACAGCAAUUCAUAUAUAUCAAAAAUUAGUGAACCAUUAUUAAAAAAAAAAUAUUAUAAAUAUCUUUUAAAAAUUAUAGAUUAUACAUAUCAUGCGAAAAUUAAUGCAACACAUAUAAUAAAAACAAAUGAACAACUUGAUGAUAAAAAAAAAAAAAUAUUAAAAACCAAAUUUUUAAUAAUAGGAUUAAGCCAAGUAAUUAAAGCUAUAAGAAAAGGUAUCAAAGGGAUACUCAUCUUAGCUAUUGAUGUAUAUCCCAUUGAUAUUAUUUGCCAUAUGCCAAUAUUUUGUGAAGAAAAUAAUAUUCCAUAUACUUUUUUUACAACUAAAAAUAAGUUGGCUCAUUUAUGUAAAUUAAAAAGAUCUAUUACUUGUUUAUUUAUUUGCAAGCCUAGUAAUACUCUUACAGAAUUCGAAGAAACAUUAAAUAAGUAUAAUACCAAACACAAAAUUAGUAACUAUAAUAAAGCUUAUGAUAAAUUACAAACAGCUAUCAAAAAAAAUCAUCCCUUUUUCCAGUAA
Molecule: messenger RNA, 684 nt
Organism: Plasmodium vinckei vinckei
Lineage: Eukaryota; Apicomplexa; Aconoidasida; Haemosporida; Plasmodiidae
Product: 60S ribosomal protein L7ae/L30e, putative
Exons: 1
Coding region: 1-684 (227 amino acids)
Source: RefSeq, a predicted model, not a curated record